Molecule: messenger RNA, 5986 nt
Organism: Ictalurus furcatus (blue catfish)
Lineage: Eukaryota; Metazoa; Chordata; Actinopteri; Siluriformes; Ictaluridae
Product: regulating synaptic membrane exocytosis protein 1-like
Exons: 31
Coding region: 133-4800 (1555 amino acids)
Biological process (GO): calcium ion-regulated exocytosis of neurotransmitter; regulation of membrane potential; intracellular protein transport
Cellular component (GO): presynaptic membrane; cytoskeleton of presynaptic active zone
Molecular function (GO): transmembrane transporter binding; small GTPase binding
Source: RefSeq, a predicted model, not a curated record
GGCCGCCCCGCCACCAUGAAAGGGUUGCAACGCUUGCGUGAGCCGCCGAUGCACCCGUGGACCAUGUCGUGAUUCGCGGGCUUUAGCAGCUUUCGCAACGGAAACACGAGUCCGCCAAGGAACGGGGAAAACAUGUCGGCCUCGGUGGGGCCCCGAGGCGGCCCUCGCCCCCCCACUGCGCCGCCCUCGAUGCCCGAGCUGCCGGACCUCAGCCACCUCACAGAGGAGGAGAGGAAGAUUAUCAUGGCUGUGAUGGUUCGGCAACGGGAGGAGGAGGCCAAGGAGCAGCAGGCCAUACUCAAAGAGGAGAAGCCCAUACAAGCAAAAACAGUGAACCUGGUUGGGAACAAGAAACCUCCACAGCAGAAUGACAUCAGUAUGCACCAGCAGUUUGCUAGCUAUAAGGAGCAGGUGCGGCGGAUAGCGCAGGAGCCUCAGCAGAGGCAGCAGGGCCAGCACAAGGAUGAUGCACCCACCUGUGGCAUUUGCCACAAGACAAAGUUUGCCGACGGCUGUGGGAACCUCUGUUCCUACUGCCAGACCAAGUUCUGUGCCCGCUGUGGAGGAAGGGUCUCUCUGCGCUCCAACAGUGUGAUGUGGGUAUGUAACAAGUGCCGUAAGCAGCAGGACAUCCUCACUAAUUCAGGGGAAUGGUUUGCAGAACAGGGGCCAAAGGCAAAGUCUACGGCCCUGGAGACAGCAGUGAACGAGCCAGCCAGGUGUGCAGAUCCAGCAGGAGACAAGAAAGUGCGCUCUAGGUCUCAGAUUCCUCUUGGUUCCUCUGCCUCCACUGCCCAGGACAACCAGCUGCCUACAAAUACAAGCAAAGGCCCUGCUGCUGGACAGGCCGACAUGCCUUCAUCCCGAUCCCGCAGUGAACCGCCACGAGAAAGGAAAAAGCAAUCAUCAACCUCAGACCAGAACGGCAAGCCAGUACAGAGAGCGGAGAGGCGAAGGGGAUUGCCCAAACUCCAUUCGCAACCUACACAGGACUGGGAGGCUGGAGAGGCUCGUCGAGAGGCUCGCUGUCUGGUUAAAGCCCGAUCACAGGACCAGAGCUAUGUUGACCUGGAGGGAAGUAUAGGGGAGCUGAGAAGGACAGAGGGUGAGCAGAGGCCACCUCGAGAGGAGCAACGAAACGAGGCUAACCCUCCACAACAUCCUGUCAAGGCCCAGCCGAUGGAGCAGGAGAAACGAGUGCAUCCAAAAGCACCAUGGCUCAGACAAGUGGAGACAGGCGUGCCUGAGAGGCAAGCUGGCGAGGCGGUCACAGAUAAUAGAACAGGCCGGAGGUGGGCAGAGGAGCGCCAAUCAUCUCUGGAGAGCAAACAAAAAGGGGUAAUGGGGGAGAGGACCGUGGGGGGCACAAUAGGAUCUGCAGUGCAAGCUCCUAAACCUAACCACGCCCCUCAGCCACCUGCCCCAGGGUUCCGUGUAGGUCCUGCUGCGCCCACCGGAACCCUUGAACUCAGGGAGCCUCCUGAAAGGGACAGGAAGCUUCAGCCAAGCCACCUGGAGCCAGGCUCGGCUGGUAUGGCACGUAAGACCAAGCGGGAAAAAGCUGAGAGCAUGCUGCGUAAUGACUCUCUCAGCUCUGACCAAUCAGAAUGCCUGCGGCCUCCCCCACCCCGCCCCUACAAGUCAAAGCGUGGAGGGAACAAGCGGCAAAUGUCAGUCAGUAGCUCCGAGGAGGAAGGCGGCUCCACGCCUGAGUACACUAGCUGUGAGGAUGGAGAGAUCGAGAGCGUCAGUGAGAGAGGGGACUGGGAGUGCUAUCGUCUGGAUCCCACUGUGUGGCAUCAUCCGGUUACGUGGCAGCCCUCCAAGGAAGGUGAUCAUUUAAUCGGCCGAAUUACCCUAAGCAAGCGCACGGCCAUGCCCAAAGAGGCUGGAGCACUGCUGGGGCUAAAGGUGGUAGGGGGGAAGAUCACAGAAACAGGGAGACUCGGGGCCUUCAUCACCAAAGUUAAAAAAGGAAGCCUGGCAGAUGUGGUGGGCCAUUUACGAGCAGGAGAUGAGGUGCUACAGUGGAAUGGUAAAUCAUUGCCUGGAUUAACCACGAAGGAGGUUUACAAUAUUAUCUUGGAGUCGCAAACGGAACCCCAAGUUAAAUUAGUCGUUUCAAGGCCCAUUGGUGAUAUACCUAGAAUACCUGAAACAUCACAUCCUCCAUUAGAAUCUACAGGCUCAAGUUCCUUCGAAUCUCAGAAGAUGGAGCGACCAUCUAUAUCCGUCAUGUCCCCUUCAAGUCCCAGUGGUCUGAGAGACGCUCCUCAGCUGCUCCCUGGACAGCUCUCGGUAAAAAUGUGGUAUGAUAAAGUUGGCCAUCAGUUGAUCGUGAACGUGCUGCAGGCCAAAGACCUGCCCCCCAGACUGGAUGGACGACCCAGGAACCCUUACGUCAAAAUGUAUUUCCUUCCUGAUAGAAGUGAUAAAAGCAAACGAAGAACGAAGACAGUCAAAAAGACUUUGGAGCCCAAGUGGAACCAGACGUUUGUGUACUCACAUGUGCACCGGCGGGACUUCAGAGAGCACAUGCUGGAAAUCACAGUGUGGGACCAACCGAAAGUUCAGGAUGAGGAAAGCAGUUUCUUGGGAGAGAUUCUGAUUGAGCUGGAGACUGCUCUGCUGGACGAUAAGCCUCACUGGUACAAGCUGCAGACUCAUGAUGUGUCCUCUAUUCCACUGCCCCACCCCUCACCAUACUUGCCCCGAAGACACACCCACAGUGACACACCCACUAAAAAGCUGCAGCGCUCUCAGCGCAUCACAGAAUCAGAUUAUGAUGAUGGUAUUGGCGUAGUGGCUGCAGCUGCAGAAAGUCGACCAAGAGAAAAGGAGAGGGAACGAGGGAGAGAGCGAGAGAGGGAAAGAGAGAGGGAGAGGGAGCGGAUUACACUGGAGGUUCCUGAGCAGCAGAGGUCGACACAUCAUCGCUCUCGCUCUGUAUCGCCUCACAGGGAAUCAGAGAGCAGGGCAAGAUCACGGCCCGCAAAUGUCCCCAUGCAGAGGAGUUUGGAUGAGGCACAGCAUAGCAGCAGGUCUCGUUCACCAACCUGCUACCAUGAGCAUGGGCAUGUACAGGAGAGAGAAUAUGUGGAUGACAGUGAGGUCAUCUUGAUACACAGAUCAAUGCGGGGUAGGAGCGCAGAGUGCCUGCACAUCACAAGUGAUCUGCAGCCCCCUCUUGACAGGGUUAGAAGUGCUAGUACCAACUGUCUGAGGCCAGAUUCAAAUUCCAAUUCACCCGAUCGAGAAAGGAGCACGCAGUCUCUCCCCCGCAUCAGACCCACCAGCCCCAGGAUCCUAAUCCAACACGCCUCCCCUGAGGAUGACAGCUGGAUUUUGGAGCCUAUUUUUCCUACUCAGGAGACAGUAAACCACCUCAGUGCAAGGCCCGGGGCACAGAGGCAGCCAAGAAUUCUGGACAAGCCUAGCUGUCAGAAACAUGGCAAGAAAAAAUCUGACCGAGAGCGGGUUCAUCCACAUACCAGCAUGGUAUACUCUUCAUCGGCAGGAAUGUCCUCGUCAGCACGCAGAGGCCGACAGUUACCCCAAGUCCCCGCUAAAAGCAGUAGUGUAGAACAAGCUCUUGCUUCAGAGGAGCGUACACGGCAGAUGAAGGUACAUUCCUACAGGACACCAGCUCCCUCCAGUACCAGCCAGGACCUGGAGAGGGUGCUCAAGAACAAACGAGAGCUUUAUAAAGAGCAGCGACGGAGCUGUGAUAAUGUAUCCCAUAAAUCCUCAGACAGUGAUGUCAGUGAUGUGUCAGCCAUCUCUCGUGCCAGCAGUGCCUCACGGAUCAGUAGCACCAGCUACAUGUCCAUCCAAUCAGAGCGACCCAGGGGUCGCCUCAGCUGCCAUGUUCGCCCAUCCAGCCAGAGCAUGUUGAAGAGCACGAGUGUGAGCGGUGAAAUCUUCACCUUAGAGCGCACAGACGGCAGCCAGUCAGACACGGCUCUGGGAACACUGGGGACAGGAGGGAAGAAGCGGCGCUCCAGUCUUAGUGCUCGUGUGGUGGCCAUUGUGGGUAUUCCCUCACGACGCAGUAGGAGCACCUCUCAGCUCAGCCAAACGGAAGCAGCAAAUAAGAAGACAAAAGGCUCGAGUCAGAUCCAGAGGAGUCAGGAGACAGGCAUGGCAGUGGAGUAUCCCCGCAAUGCAAUGGCUCGCCAGGCCAGUCGCGAGUCCACUGACGGCAGCAUGAACAGUUACAGCUCUGAGGGGAAUCUGAUCUUCUCAGGGAUGAGGUUGGGAGCUGACAGCCAGUUCAGUGACUUCCUCGAUGGCCUUGGACCUGCACAGCUAGUUGGGAGGCAGACCCUAGCAACACCGUCUAUGGGAGAUGUUCAGAUCGGCUUAAUGGAUAAAAAGGGGCAGUUGGAGGUGGAGGUGAUCAGGGCACGUGGCCUUACCCACAAACCAGGAUCCAAAUCGCUGCCAGCUCCAUAUGUCAAGGUCUACUUGCUGGAUAAUGGAGCAUGCAAAGCCAAAAAGAAAACCAAGAUUGCACGAAAAACACUUGACCCAUUGUAUCAGCAGCCACUGCUGUUUGAGGAGAGUCCGCAGGGUAAAGUUUUGCAGGUAAUAGUGUGGGGCGACUAUGGACGCAUGGACCACAAAUGCUUUAUGGGAGUUGCACAGAUCCUUUUAGAAGAGCUGGACCUUUCUAGUACAGUGAUUGGCUGGUAUAAACUGUUUCCCCCAUCCUCAUUGGUGGACCCAACGCUAGCUCCUCUCACUCGACGUGCUUCCCAGUCAUCACUCGAUUCAGGGCCAACAGGCGUCAGGACCUAGUGAACAGGAGAGAGGACAUGAGAUAAAACAUGCCCGAAUAGAGUAAAGGCCCAUGGCAAAAAAAUACAGUGCCAGAGGGGCAGCCAGGCAGACGGACAGAAUCACGAUCAAAGCUUAGCUGGAGCCUGACAAUCACUUCUCGUCUCUUUUAUUUUUGGCCUUUGGAUUGCUGAGAUUUCCCUUGAUCCACUCCGAUCCUUACUGCAUGUUCUGUUUGUUUUAGCCAUGUUGCUGAGAUGAUGAGCGAGCCCAAAUUAAAAGAGGGAAUGAGAAGCAGCUGAAAGCAAUCCGCUGUGGCUGACAGAGAGAGAGAGAGAGAGAGAGAGAGAGAGAGAGAGAGAGAGAGGAGCCAACCAUGGUGCUGGUUGCCUGAGUGCUUCUUGCCAAUCAGUAACAUUUAGGAGAAGUUUUCUAACCAUAUAAGGAAUGUGUGAGAGUAUGCGAGGCAGAGGUGCAAUGGUGGAUCAGUGAGAGUGAAGACAACGCUGCCCCUCCCUUGGCCUAAUUGUACAGGAAGCCUCUCUGUUAAAGAGAGGCCUGAGGUCAGGGGUUAAAGGGCAAAGUUAGUCUUCUCAGAGUCUUCCCUCCUCCUCACGAACGCUGAGUGCAGGGCCUCUGCUCACGUCAGUGUGCCACUGACUCAGAUCAGGUGUGUGUGAGAGGGGAGGCCAACUUGAAAACCUUUGUCUGUUUACAGCAGUUACAACUGACUGCUUUGCCUUUUUUUUUUACUUUCUCAUAUAUUUGAUACACAGACACACCUUGUAGAAUGUGAACACAUGGCUCAUUCUGACAGUGUCGUAUAAGCUUAAAGGAAGAUGCAGAACCACACGCAAUAGAACACUGGGAGUGGGGUUUAUUUCAGCCUGGCCAGGAGAUUAAAUGAAUGGCCAACUGACGUAAAUACAUUAAUACAUUUGGCCUCCCAGGUAACUGGCCCUCAGAUAUACUUUGAGCUCUUGAAAGAAAAUAGAGAACUGGUCACUAUGGACAGGCACCAUGCACAUAGGUAACAGCCAGUCACUUUAAUUGACUUAGUUUAUUCUGUUUUUGGACCUGCCCAUAACUGAAUUUCUAUCCAAGUAGAGUUAUUUUGAAGCAAGCACAAAUGCUUGAUUUUUUUAAACAAAAUUUUAAAGAAGAUUAUAACCGCCCAAAUUAUCAUCAGCUAUUUUUGCAUUUUUUU